This is a messenger RNA of Leishmania braziliensis MHOM/BR/75/M2904, 2574 nucleotides long. RefSeq lists its product as hypothetical. Lineage: Eukaryota; Euglenozoa; Kinetoplastea; Trypanosomatida; Trypanosomatidae. The transcript has a single exon. The coding region runs from base 1 to 2574 and encodes 857 amino acids. The record is from RefSeq and is a predicted model, not a curated record.
AUGCCCGAUAGUGGCAACGUAGUGCACCAUCCCCUGGUACGUGUGAGGGGAGGGGCAACAAUGCUCUUGGCCGCCCUGAUUGGCGCUCUUCCACCGCCAGCCCAGGUGGUACUUCGCAGAGCGCUUAGAGUCAUAUCCGUCAUGACCUUAGCAAAGGUGCAGCGGACUGCCGUAUUGAUGCUUGCUAGGCGGUUGCUUCUUCCUCUCAUCACUGGCGCCUUUCCAACAGCCUCCGGCGCCUUCAAGCCAGCCAAGCUGAACUCGUCAUCCGCCACACUGAUCGAAGCACUAUCGCAUGCCUUUACCGUGUACUCUCUCGCGAAGAAGCUGAUAAAGGCAGACCGGGGGGACUCGUUCGUGUUUACGGCGGCCACCGCUGCGUGUCUUUCUAGCGAAGAGGGACCCCUUUGUCGCCUCCUCGGCGCUGUGGUGGGCACCGAGGCACUAUCGCUGUCUUCGGCACUGCCCAGCGUCCCGCCUUCUGUUUCCACUGCCGCCCCACCGCGAAUGCGCUCGGCUCUGUUUUCUACCACUACGCCUGUUGCACUGAAUGCUUACCUGCGCUACGUGCACGCGCGUACGAGAGCCUCGCACGUUGCCAUUCUUGUGCCUGGGCUCCUCACCGCCCCGUGGACCACUCACCUCAUCCCCGUCUUGCGCGACGCCUUUCGCAGCCAAGGCACGACGGUCGUUGGGUACGACAUAUGCGCCGAUGCAGAGCACUACGACGUGGACCUGCGUCACUUACGCGACCUGAUCCGGCAGGUGCGCCGAAGCACAGCGAAGCCGUGCGCGUUGUCAUCCGCGUCGAGUGCAGCGUCACUAACCGGUGUGCUGGUCCUCGCCAGUGUUCGCGGCCGCAGCGUUCGCAAUGGUGAUGAGGCGUGCGUGCUCGUCAAGAUGCACGGCUGGCAGGUGGUGGAGCUGUGUGUGCCAACACUGCCGUUGGAUGCGGUGCAUGACUUGGACCCGAAGCACCGUCCGCAGUGGAUGAGAAAACGUCAGGCGCAAUGCACCACGUUGUCGGUGCGGCCGGAUGUGCGCCUAACCGCCUUCGACGACGCCGGCAUGUACGGCGGAGCGGUCGUGGAGCUGUGUAGCGACGACUCUGCCCUCCUGCUGCACAUGAAGUCUCAGUGUCAGCCAGGGCAGGUGGAAAACAGGGGCGGUGACGCGGUCUGGCAGACAAAGGCGCGCAGCUACCCCCGCCUCACUGCAACGCUUGACGCGGUCACCGGCGCCAGCAAGUUUAUCAUCAAGGUAUGGUGUCCAUGGGCGCACCGACUUUGCGCCGUCGCUUGGCAAGAGGCGGGUAUGCAGCAUCAGGGUACGGCAAUGGCGCAGGAGGCUUUAGCUAUGCUUCACCGCUUUCCCACUCAGACACUGCCGAGGGUUCCCCUAUACGCGCAAGCGCAGCUACGACGGUGGUUGUUGCGCCGCAGAGGCGGUACUGGUACGACCGACGACGAUGGGAUCUCUGGGGUCGCAUCGCACCGCGUCUCCGCUGACACACCAGUCGAAAAGCGUACCACCUAUAUAACGCACCCAGUCGCCACCGACAGCGUCCAAGGAGGCAAGAAAUCGCUCACGGUGGUGAAGAGCGAGUCGUCUGCUAGAAUAGCGGCUGCGGCUCUCACGGCACCGGAGGAAAUGAUCACCAACUGCACAAUGGAGUGGCAAAUCCGACUGCGAUGGUCCGUGUUGCUCAUGUCGCCGACCUUCUCCAGUGACAGCGCACCUCGAGUGACGAGCGACGCCGCUGGAGCCACCCGCACCUUCGCAGCGUAUCUCUCUCUGUGGUCCUUUGUCGCGCAACUGCCGCCGUGGGUAGUGGCUGUCUCGGCAGCGGACGACGGCGAAACCGCGCGAGGCGAGCGCCGAAGCAGUUGCUGCGUCGAGGCGUUCGCCACGGCACUCCUCGUGCGCGUCGCCGACCCCGCCUCCCCUCGGGCAACUGCCGAGCUCCUGCGGAAUGAGGCUCUAGUCGAGGCGGCAGCAGUGCGUCCGCGCGCAUGGGACUCCUUGGCGACCGCACGUGAUGCAAGUGGGGUCGAGGUACUGCGAUUCGAGGACGCAGUUGUAUUUCCGGGAUGUGCCCAAGCAACUCGGCUUAGCGAGGAGUUGUUGUACCUCCCCUUGUCACCGGACCUGCCAGUUAGCGUGCGAGCUGCAAUGCUGCGUCUGCUGUGGGACGAGGUGCCACACGCCGGAGGCGCCGCCAGUGAGUCUGUACACUCGCGACAGCCUGGGUGCAGCAGAGCCGCUGGUGCGCUAUCGGCUCACGUGCAGGCAACAAUGAACUCCAUUUACCGAGCAUAUCUUCCCCAAGCACAACGGGGGCACGACGGUAAGGCUCUGCCUUCGUCAGCUAGCGGCAGCAACACGCUCCCCAGCGCCAUCGCCCAGAGCCACAGCCGCGAAGGCGUUAUUUCGGCGCAGGAUGCAACGCGAGUGGAGCAGUUCUUGUUCGACGGCGUAUCCUCCUCCUCCUCCGUUGCUUCGCCACUUUCAGCAGGAGCGAUCCUGAAGUCUAUCGCACAAACCUUCAUCCCAGCGUUGGGGUCAAACCUUUGA